Drosophila gunungcola (fruit fly) is the source of this 3870-nucleotide messenger RNA. RefSeq lists its product as uncharacterized. The transcript is spliced from 5 exons. The coding region runs from base 1259 to 3286 and encodes 675 amino acids. The record is from RefSeq and is a predicted model, not a curated record. Lineage: Eukaryota; Metazoa; Arthropoda; Insecta; Diptera; Drosophilidae.
GUUAGUAACAAUACUUCGUCGCGAACAGAACAACAUUUCAGUGAGUCAAGGCAGAUAAAGCUAUUCGUGUGUAAAUCAGUGUGGAAUUUGUGAAAUUUUCGAUUCGAGUUUUAUAAUCAAAUCACAAUCAAUUGCGAUUCUUAAUGGCAUCAACGGAUGAACAUCGUUACAAAGAUUUCUUAUUCAUAGAACAGUGAUUUCUUUGCGAGUGAAAUUUACAAGAUAAACUCAACGUUGAGUGCAAAGUUCGAGGAGAUAAACUAAGGUUUGCCAUAAAAACAUUUGCGAAAGACGCAAUAAAUUGGCCAAAAAAUAAACAAUAGCUACGUCUAUAUACUUUACAUACAGUAUCUCAGAUAACAGUUGUAUCUAGAUGCUAUAUAGAUAAGCGUGCGUGAAUUAACACUUAGCAAGUACAUUAAACAUACGUCCGAUCAUAAAGCGCUGUCACUUAAGCCAACACCGUGUGAAUAAUACCACAAACAAAGGCUUUUUGCCCCGAAAACAACAACAAAACAGCAGCAGCGAGGAAAAGCGGAAAAUCAGACAUCGCGUCGAGCAAGAACGUCAUGCAACAUUCGCCUGUCGUUGUCUUCAUGUGUGUGCAACAUUCGCAGCAGCAGGUUCCCAUGCUAAAUAACUUUAUGUGUAUGCGUAUGCGUGGCUGGCAUAAUAUUAAGUAUUACUGCAACAAUUCGAUCAAUAUCCCAACGAUCGGCACCGGUACUAGUACGGGCACUAAGAUCCUAAAGCGCUCCAAGGUGCUACGAAAGAAGCGGAACGUCAUUGUUCGCCGUCGCUUUAGCGUCACUUGUUUUUGAAGCCGAUACGAUACAAUCAAAGUUCACCAGAGAAAAAGGAGCAACAAGGAUCAACAUAUUUGUGCCGUCGUCAUUGGAACCUGCUUAACACGGCAGCACCAUGAUGAAGGCUUAAGGGGAACUUGUGUCGACGACUCUUUUAGAGCUUGUUUAGAGGGACCCUAACAAUUUCAUUGUUUCUUUCUAACGGUCAAUUAAAACCACGUUCAAAAUGGCAUUCUCCGUCGAAGCCCAAACCAGCCAAGCCAGGCCCAAGAGCGAAUCAAACAACAGCAUCCCAAUCAACCAAGAGCAGAGCCACAUCAGCAACACCACCAAGAGCAACACCCCCAAGAGCAGCCCCCAGUGCAACGCAUCCUAUUCUACCAGCAGCGAGAGCAACAAACGGGCCAACACCAACGAGGAGGGCUACCGAAAAUCCCAGAGAUAUAAUAUUGAUGAUCCAGGAGCCAGCACGAGUACAGGCGGCACCCACAUACGAGGCGAGAACCCAGGAGGCCAACCCAACGUCCCAGGAUCAAGCGGCUGGCGCGACAAACUUGUGGCCCAAUUGCUGCUGCUCUCAGAGGAGAACGAGGCCAACGGAGCCUAUGAGGGAUUCGCCUACGUCGACGAUCACCACAAUACCGAUCGUGAUAGACAGCAAGCCAAAUCCCAGAAUACUGCUGAUCAGAGUGCCCACAAGCAACAGCAGUUACAGCAGCAACAGCAACAACAGCAAUCGCAGCGGGACAGAGCACAGAACGCCUCGAACUCGCAUCAUAAGAAUACCCUUUUUACCAGGGUCGGUACCAACGCGUCCGCCAGCCAACCAGGCCUCGCCGGCCACAAGUCCUUUAGUAAAUCCGAUCGCUUCGGAGAGGAGGUCCCGUAUCUCAACGUACAACGCAACUGGGACGCCAACAUCCCGAUCGCAACCAGACACGGUGGCAGGUUUACCGACUACGGCAAUGGUGAACCAAACGGUCCCGGUUUCGUUGAGCACGCCUCAGACACAGACCCUGGCAGCCAUGGCUGGUAUCCAGUUGACAGGUGCGGACGAGCCGCCAUCCCGAGGGGAUAUGAGUGGAGCAAUGCCUACUGCCACAGUUGAAGAGAUAGACGUUCCGGUGUUCAUUGAUGAAUACCUGCAAGAUAUAGAAGCUACUACAUCGACGUGCAGCAGCGAAAACGGAAAGGAGAUUUUUACUGAGACGGAUAUUCUUGACUUUGAUAUAAACAUGUUUGCCGAGGAUCUUAUUGAGCUUGAGGGCAAGGAUCCCUUCAGUCCGGCGAUGGACGAGAUGAACAACGACAACCUAGACUUCUUACAUUUGGAUGACCUGCCACUGGCCAACGAGGAGGAGACCCUGGACAUAGGGUCCAUGUUCGGUAUCGACAUCAACCAGGAGCAGGACCUCGACCUCAUCACCAUAGUGCCCGGUUCGCAGCAGCAGCACCAGCAGCAGCAGGCCAUGCUCACCAACUCCCAGGACCCCUAUCUGUGCAACCUCUCGCAGACCCUAUCCAUAUGCAGCAACACCAGGUACAUCACGGAGGAGCCCCUGCUCCCCGACCUGACACCCUACGACACCAGCAGCCUCUACGGCUGCAGCCAGGAGACGCUCGGCUUCGGCCUUGAGGAGGACGUCAAGCCCAGCGGCAGCUUUGCCAGCAGCGGCGGCGACGUUGCCGUGGCCAUCCCAGCCCCCAUCCCCCACCCCAUCAUCUCCGCGCUGAAGCGGUCUGCUCCGGCCCCCGUGGUCGAGCUGCAGUCGAUCAAGCGCAGCCGACUGGCACUCGUGGUCGACCAGCAGUCCACGCCAGCAUCCAGCCCGAGCACGCCCGAAAUCAUUGAGCAUCUUCUGAAUUUCGAUGGGCUCGAGGCAGCCAACACCAGUACCAGCACCACCAACAGCACCUCCAUCAUCAGCAGCAUCACCAUCACCCAAGCAGAAAUCGUUGAGGAUCUACGCAGUGCCCAAGAGGAGACCACCAUCGACUUCUCGCCGCCGAACACCCCGCACAGCAACUACUCGGCCAGCUGCAGCAGUGCGGCGCCCACCUGCCAGACUGGCUUCGGUGGCUUCCUCACUGCCCCCGCCUCGCCCGCGUACUCCGUGGCCAGCACCUCCCUGUUCAGCCCCUCGCCGUCCGGCGGCUCCACAAAUGGCAAGCGGAAACGCGGCCGCCCCGCCAAGGAGCAUGCCGACGGACCCGAUCCGGAAAUCAUGUCGCGCAUGAACGGCGACGAGCGCAAGGCCUACCAGGACAGGAUCAAGAACAACGAGGCCAGCCGCGUCUCGCGCCGGAAGACGAAGAAGCGCGAGGAGGAGGAGAAGAGCACCGAGGACGAGCUGGUGGCCGAGAAUCUGCGCCUGCGCGCCCUGGCCGACGAUGUGGCGUUCCAGGAACGCAAGUUCAAGAAGUACCUGAUGGAGCGCCAGCGCAAGAACAGCACCUACGUCAAGCAGGAGCAGCAUUGAGAUUCUCAUAGCCAUACACUUAAUACUUGAUAGAUACCUGCCGAUUGCCGCAUAUUGCGGCGGAUAGCCUUAGUCCGAGGACCCCUCGUAGUCAUCCAUUCGUUUAGUUACUUAAGUUGUCGUUGAAGAAGACGAAGAAGGAGAAGAAGUCGAGAAGCAGAAAUCAGAAAUCCAAUUUCCAUCUGGACAUCGAUCCCAUGCGAUGCGAUGUAAAACGUAAAACAUUUAAGCCACUUAUUAGGCAUAGAGAUGGCGCCCAUAGUGCGCGAGAAGUGUUUACCUAUAAUUCUAUUAUUAUUAUGUUUGAGAAAACUAAUAUUUUAACUCGUUUUUUUUACCCACGUAUAUGUUUUCGUCCUAAGUGUAAUCAGCAAAAAAAAUUCAAACCAGAAAAAGCAUACAAAAAUAAUGAUUACGAUUUCGUAUAUUUUAACCCCAUUGAUGAACAAAAAAGUUACAAAAAUGUCAACAAAAAAAAUGUGCUAUUGUUAAGAACAAUGAGAUGUAUAUUUUACAGAUAUGAAGAUAUAUAACCGUAAUCGUUUGAAUAAAGAGCAUGUUCCAAUGAGCAUGACAAAGACAAA